AUUUUCACAUGAUUUGUAAUAUUAUAAACGAUCAAUGAUGUUCAGAUGCGCCUGUACCCCACAUCUAACUCUACAACUGAGUGUCGAUGCCCUACAAAAUCUCAAUAUAAAGAAUAUCUACAAUUAAAACAUUUUUGUCGACAUUCACCAAAGAAACAUUAGCAUAACGAAUAAUGCACGGUGUCCAAAAAAAAUUAUAUAUAUAUAUAUCUCAUCCGAGAGUUCUUCCAACUGAUAUUCUACAACUUAUUACGACUAAACCUGCAAUCUCUACAAAUUUCAUAGUUUUUCCCGUUCUGUCAAUAUUGAACCACACACGCCCGAGUGGAGAAAGACACCAUGUGGGACAACCUCUCCUACCCAACCGCAACCGGAUACAGCCAAAAUACACGGAAGUAAAACAAACACAAAAUAUAUACAUUUAUAUUUAUUUAGACGAUUGGUUUUAGAGGGCCAUAAUUGACCAGAGAGUGAGGGACAUUUAGCUAUUUUAUUAGUACAUUAAAAAAAAAAAUUUCUACAAUAAUUUCGCUGUCACUAAUCUCUUUAUUUCGAAAAAUCAAUUUUGAGGUGCAGUUUCAAAUAUUUGUGUCAAGUAAACAACAAAUACGUCAAUCCCACACUAUCAUUGUGCAAAUUGUAAAGAAAUGGAGACAUUAGAAAUUCAUUCCAAGGACUUCUUGGUAAAGUGGAUACAUGCUCCGGAUAACUCUGUCAUUGAUUGGCAAGCCAAACCGUUAAAGAAGUCUAUCAACUUUGCUAUUUACAAGAAAAAUGAAGAUCUGUCCAAGACAGUAACAAAGAAUGCAGGCACAUUAACUGACAAUGAAGUUUCUGGAUCUACUUCAAUUGUGCCGCCAACCGCAAAUGGAAGUAGUUCAGCUCCGUUGUUACCCCCUCCUGCAAUUGGAAGCAGCAGACUUGGUCGUUCUGGAUCACUUUCGGGUCCAAAUUCCAGUUCAAGUUCAAAUGGUGGUAAUCCAAGAGAAAAUAGAUUAAGAUCGGGCUCUAUGGUAUCUGUUAACCAAUUCACCGAAUCUGUUUCUAGUAUGUACAAAACCCUUUCACGCUCGAACUCUGUAUUGUCCUCAAACUUGAUCAGUUCAGAUUUGACCCUUGUUAAAGAUUAUAAAAAACUUGUAUCGGGAGAAUUAGUUCAUGGGAAAUUUGAAGUGAAACAAGGUGGAAUUUAUGCUUUUAUUUUUGAUAAUUCAUUUUCUAAAACUAUCGGUAAGAAAGUAUUAUUCAGCACCAAAAUUUUAUCGGACUCUAGUCCUCGCAGUUUACCUGUGGCUGAACAAAAGACUAUGGUGUCUAAGCCUAUCCCCAAUGCCAAUGGAUCCCGUUCGAGCUCUAACAAGGACUUGGAAGUUCUCAGACCUAAGAAUGGUGAGUUAUUACAGGGGGUUCUUUCCAAGAGAAGAAGGAAGAAGAUGCAAGGAUUCACCAAGAGAUUUUUCGUUCUUAGUUUCAAGUAUGGUACAUUAUCAUACUUUAAGCUUAAUGAUAACAAGUUAAGAGGACAAAUGCCUAUCAAACAUUCAAUUGUCAGUGUUAAUUCUAAAAGUAGAGAGAUUAUCAUUGAUUCAGGGAUGGAAGCUUGGGAUUUGAAAACUCCAAGCGAGAAGGCAUUCAAUACCUGGGUUGACGCAUUUAACCAGAUUAAGAAAGAAUAUUACAAGGUGGGUAAUACUGAAGAAAUUGGAACAGUGGUCACUGCUGACUCUGCUACAAUUGAAGAUGGAUCAGCUCCUAAAUUUGUGAUAAAUGAGUUGGCAAAUAUCUCGGAUAAGCUUUCUGUUUUGAAGCAGGAUAAAAAUAGCACUCACUUAAUCGAUGAAAUCAGUAAUGAUGUUGAUCGUCUUCUUGGUCGCUUACAGUUGCAAAAAAGUGGAGGAGAUAUGAUAUCACCUUUUGAAGAUCAUUCAAUCUAUUCAUCUAGUGACUUUUAUGACGCAAAGGAAUACUUAGAUGCCAUAAAUUCAGGAGUCGUCUUUUUAAAUGGAAACGCGCAACAAAAUGCUGUCGGAAAUUCGACAACACCUGAGAAGUUGGGGAGUGAUAUCGAUGACGAGGAAGAAGAUGAUGAAGAAGCUGACGACUUGUCUUCAGCUUCAUCAAUUUCAUCUGCAUCUGAAGUGACUUCUGAUAUGGCUUCUGCCAUGGUAAACGGACCUGAUCUUAAUUUGGAUGAUAAUCAUGAUGACAACUUGUUCCCAUUACCACAUGAGCCAAUCCAAAGAGAUUACGAAAUUCCUGAAUGUGACCACCAGCCUCCGGGAAUUUUGGCAUUCUUACGUAAAAAUGUUGGAAAAGACCUUUCUCAAGUUCCAAUGCCAGUUACAAUGAAUGAGCCAAUCAGUACUUUACAGAAAUAUAGUGAGAUGUUUGAAUAUUGUGAAAUUAUCGAGAAUGCGUUACAAGCUAAUUGUGACGUUGACACUGGUGAGAGAAUCUUAAGAAUAGCAGCAUUUGCUGUCAGUUCAUUGUCGUCAAUGAGAGCAAAGGAGAGAAAUAUCAGAAAACCAUUCACGCCAUUACUUGGGGAAACAUAUGAACUUGUUAGAGAAGAUUUCGGUAUAAGGAUUAUUUCGGAGAAAGUGAGUCACAGACCGGCGUGUUAUGCCAUGUUUGUGGAAUCUAAGGAUUGGAGUUUAACUUUCAGUCCUAUGCCAGAACAGAAGUUUUGGGGUAAAAAUGCUGAAAUUAUUACUAGAGGUUCUGCCAAGUUGACAAUUAAAUCAACUGGUGAAGUUUUCCUGUGGACUCAACCCAAUACUUUAUUAAAGAAUAUAAUUGCAGGAGAAAAAUACGGUGAGCCUACGGGUACAUUGACAAUAAAAUCUACUUUGGGAUAUCGUGCUGUGGUUGAAUUCGCCAAGGGUGGUAUGUUUAGUGGACGACUGGAAGAUCUUACUAUUAAAGCCUAUGGUCCACAUAAGAGUCAAUUACCUUACACAGUUUCCGGGAAAUGGACAGAAGCAUUAACAUUGAAAACAAAUACCACUGAGAGAUUGAUCUGGACAGUUGGUGAAUUGAUCCCUAAUUCGAUCAAAAAGUUUGGUUUUACAAAAUUUGCUGGUACUUUGAAUAAAUUUACUGAGAUUGAAGAAGGGUUUUUGCCCCCCACAGACUCUAGAUUCAGACCAGAUCUUCGUACUUAUGAGAAAGGUAACACGGACGAAGCAGAAGACUUGAAAUCUAAGCUCGAGGAAGACCAAAGACAAAGAAGAAAGGAGAACGAAGCAACUAAGACUGAACAUGAACCUAAAUUCUUUGUUCCUGACCUGGAAACUGGAGAAUGGGCUUACCGAAGAGGAGAAAAAAGUUACUGGAAUAGAAGGAAAACUCAAGAUUGGAAUGAUUUACUCAAAUUAUGGUAA
Messenger RNA from [Candida] anglica, 3383 nucleotides. The record is from the annotation of a GenBank genome assembly. NCBI's taxonomy places the organism in Eukaryota, Fungi, Ascomycota, Pichiomycetes, Serinales, Debaryomycetaceae.